AUGCCGCCGUCGUUGGAGCUGGUCACUGGCGUCAAGGCGGAUCUGAGGGCAAGUAGUGGGCAUAUAGGACAGGAGGAGGUGGGUGUGAUUGGGUAUGUGGGGAACGGGAUGCCUGUGAAUGGUGUGAUCAAGCAGCGAUUCACAGACUUCCUGGUGAACGAAGUCGGAAUGGACGGACAUGUCAUCCACCUCAAAGACAUCACCAAACCCAAGGAGCCCAAACCCGAUCCACCCGCAAAACCCGCCGAACCAGCUCCGUCGAUGCACGAGGCCGCGGCAGAGUACAAGGAGCCUGAACCCUUACCGGAAGGCUUGCAGUUCGAGACCAAGACGGGAUGGAACGACCAUACCACCCGAAAGCUCUUGCCGCAUUUCGAGAAGGAGACGAUCGUGGCGCUCAGGGCGCUGUGGGAGGAGGGGAAGGAACCGCCCAGGAAGCCGGAUGCCGGGUGGGGAAGCAGGCCUGAUGACAGGGAGGUCGUCUCGCACGUUGUGGCCAGCAAGGAGGAACGGGCGGGAUGCCAUACGGCUAUCCGGGAGGCGUUCGGGGGAUUGUUUGAGUCGGGUACGAAGGCGGAAGGAGAGGAGAGUCGGGUGGUCAUCACCUAUGCUAGGGCAGGGGGGAGUAGGCAGACUUGGGGACCGCAGAAACCCAACCACUCGAAAAACCUCCCUCCCUAUAUCCACUUCACCCUCCAAAAGACCAACCGCGAGACGCAAGAUGCCCUCGCCUACCUGUCCCGCCAGAUCGGAUGUCAAUCCAAGGACCUCGGAAUCGCGGGCACCAAAGAUAAGCGCGCGGUGACGGUCCAGCGGGUGUCCCUUCGCCGGGGCAACAAGACGAUGGAGACGAUCUGGAAGGCUGUGAAUGGGCUGACGGGUGGAAGUGGAGCUACGGCAGCGAGUGUGUUGUCGGAAAGGGCGGAAAGGGGGGCGAGGGUCGGAGAUUUCAGUUAUGAGCCGGAAGGAUUAGAGUUGGGGUUGUUGAGAGGGAAUCAGUUCAAGAUUACGCUGAGGAAUGUACAAGGGGAGAGUGAUGAGGCUAUCGACGCCACGCUGGCUUCGUUACGGGACAACGGGUUUAUCAAUUUCUACGGCAUGCAACGCUUCGGCACCUCCUCCGUCCCCACACACAUAACCGGCCUCUCCAUCCUCCGGUCCAACUGGUCCGAAGCCGUCGACUCGAUUCUCUCUCUGCGUCAGAACGAGCACCCCGACUGCGUGCGCGGCCGGCUCGCAUGGCUCGAAGAUCGGGAUAUCGACGCGGCGCUCGCGGCGAUGCCGAGGCGGUGUGUCGCCGAGAGGAGUAUUUGGGAGUUCUGGAAGCGGGUUGGGGGGACUACGGAUUAUCUUGGGGCGUUGGGGACGAUCCCUCGGAAUCUCCGGACGAUGUAUGUCCACGCGUACCAAUCGUACAUCUGGAACUUGAUCACUUCGGAACGCAUCAAACUGUCGUCGACUAAGCCUCUUCCCGGUGAUAUCGUGCUGGUCAAGGACGACUCCACUACCGCUGCAGACGCCGAUGCCAAUGCCAACGGAGACGCCUCGCGAUCUCGACCUGCCCUGGAGACUGCGUCCAACGCCACGGUCAAGUACUUGACGGACGCGGAUGUGGACCAGUACACCAUCUUUGAUGUUGUCCAUCCCCUACCUGGAUUUGACGUCGAGUAUCCGAAAGGACCGAUCGGGGAGUUGUACGCUACGAUGUUGAAGGCGGAUGGGCUGGAUUUGGCCCAUAUGCGACGGGAUCAGCGCGAAUACUCCCUCCCCGGCUCUUAUCGACCCAUCAUCAACCGACCUCAAUCCCUCACCUGGUCUCAAGUCCGAUACACCGACCCCAACCUCGCCCUCGUCCAGUCUGACGAGGACGCCAUCCUCGGCCUGAACCCACCCGCGCUCAAUGACCCCGAAGGCAUGUUCCGCGCGGUCGUGCUCGAGAUGACGCUCGGCCCGGCCGCGUAUGCAACGAUGGCGCUCAGGGAGGUGACGCGGGAAGAGACGAGUAGUUGGUGGCAGACGAGUUUGACUGUGAAGGGAGAGGAUCAGGGAUGGAGGGAUGGGGCGGAUGGGAAUGCGGAAGCUGGGGCUGAGGGGGAAGGAGAUGGGGAGGAGGCGGAGGUGACAGUGGCGGAGGAAGAAGGGGCGGGAAAUGAGGAGGAGGAGGCGAAUGCAAAUGCGGCUGGGGAUGAGGUCAAGUAG
Molecule: messenger RNA, 2199 nt
Organism: Dioszegia hungarica
Lineage: Eukaryota; Fungi; Basidiomycota; Tremellomycetes; Tremellales; Bulleribasidiaceae
Product: pseudouridine synthase
Exons: 9
Coding region: 1-2199 (732 amino acids)
Biological process (GO): pseudouridine synthesis
Cellular component (GO): nucleus
Molecular function (GO): pseudouridine synthase activity; RNA binding
Source: RefSeq, a predicted model, not a curated record